CACCCAUUUAAGUUACAUUGAAAAGCUCAGAAGUCGGAACACCGGUGCGUUCUACCGUUAGGUGCUAGGUUUGUGUGUGAUGAUGGAGUGUGAGGGCAUCGCGGGCAUUGAGCAGUUCAGCAGCCCGGGGAAGGGCAGAGGACUGCGGGUGAGCAGAGCGUAUGAAGUCGGUGAAUUGCUCUUUUCGUGUCCCGCUUAUUCAUACGUACUGUCCGUCAGCGAGAGAGGAUUCAUCUGUGAACAAUGCUUUACAAGGAAAAAGGGUCUUGCAAAAUGUGGAAAGUGCAAAAAAGCAUUCUACUGCAAUGUGAACUGUCAGAAAACAAAUUGGCCCAUGCAUAAGCUGGAGUGUCAUGCUAUGUGUGUGUAUGGAGAGAACUGGUGCCCCUCAGAGACAGUGCGACUGAUGGCCAGAAUCAUCGCCAGGCUGAGACACCAGAAAGAGAGAAGCCCGUCAGAAAAACUACUCUUACUGAGGGAUAUGGAAGCACACAUGGAGGAUAUGGAUAAUGAGAAAAGAGAGCUGAAUGAAGCACAUAUAGCCGGUCUCCAUCACUUCUAUUCCAAACACCUGGAUUUCCCUGAUCAUCAGGCCCUGCUCACACUUUUAUCACAGGUUCACUGUAAUGGCUUUACUGUGGAGGAUGAGGAACUCUCAAGCUUGGGUUUAGCAAUUUUUCCAGACAUUGCCCUCUUGAACCACAGCUGCUGUCCCAACGUCAUAGUCACAUACAGGGGUAUCAACGCUGAAGUACGGGCUGUGCAGAAAAUCAGUCAAGGACAAGAGAUAUAUACCAGCUACAUAGACCUGCUGUACCCUACAGAGGACAGGAUCGAGAAACUCCGAGACAUCUACUACUUCAGCUGUGACUGCAAAGAGUGCACAACCAAAUCCAUGGAUAUGGAGAAGAUGAAGGUGCGGAAACUGAGUGAUGAAAUCAGUCAAAAGGAGAUCAGGGAUAUGGUGUUUUAUGCUCGGAAUGCCAUGGAAGACUUCCGCAGGGCCAAACUUGAGAAAAGUCCCGCUGAGCUGCUAGAGAUGUGUGAGCUCAGCAUUGAUAAGAUGAGCGCAGUGUUUGAUGACACUAACAUCUACAUCCUUCAUAUGAUGUACCAGGCCAUGGGCAUCUGUCUUUUCAUGGAGAAUUAUGAUGGAGCGGUUAGAUAUGGAGAAAAAGUCAUGAAGCCAUACACUGUCCUUUACCCAGCAUACUCUUUAAAUAUUGCAUCAAUGUAUCUAAAGAUGGGCAGACUCUACAUGGCUCUGGACAGGAAGUCCACUGGCAUAAGUGCACUUCAAAAGGCAUUGGCCAUCAUGGAGGUUGUUCAUGGAAAGGACCACACAUAUGUUACAGAGCUUAAACGGGAAAUAAGAGGAGAAUAAUGUAAAUAGUGUGUACUGUUUCAGACUGUACUUCAAUUUCACUUUAUGGAGAGACUUCUGCAUCUUCAGUAACAUGCUUAAGAGGCUGAUAAAGUAUUUCUGUAAAAGAUAUAACUCUAAAAAGAAAGAAGUGCAAGUGUAACAAGUGUGCAAAAAUGGAAAACAAAAUAAGUAAUUCAUAUAA
This is a messenger RNA of Carassius carassius (crucian carp), 1568 nucleotides long. RefSeq names its product SET and MYND domain containing 2b (gene smyd2b). Bases 80 to 1384 code for a protein of 434 amino acids. Lineage: Eukaryota; Metazoa; Chordata; Actinopteri; Cypriniformes; Cyprinidae. Gene Ontology annotation, cellular component: nucleus. The record is from RefSeq and is a predicted model, not a curated record. The transcript is spliced from 12 exons. Gene Ontology annotation, molecular function: protein binding.